AUGUUGAAAAGAAUUAAUAACACCACAUUCGCCAACCUGAGAUCGUUGUAUCUCUCAGCAAACCACCGGCAACAAUUAGAGCAGGACAAAGCCCCCAAGAGGAUGAGAGACGAAGUCCUGCUGCACCCCGAUUACUUCCGCGUCCACAAUCUGUUCACCGUAAAAGACUUAUUCGAUGCCCGGGUGCAUUUCGGACACCGGGACGGUUCCCUGGACGAAAAAAUGCUGCCGUACAUCUACGGCAGUAGAUUGGGACACAUCAUCUUCGAUCUGGACAAAACGGCGGAGUAUUUGAGGACUGCGUUGAACGUAACAGCUCAGAUAGCUUAUCGGGACGGUGUAAUAUUAUUCUUCAACCGAGGAGCCCAGCAUGCCUACUUGGUGGAGAAAACGGCCAAAGAGUGCGGGGAAUUCGCGCACACCAGGUUCUGGAGAGGAGGGAUAUUCACGAAUUCAACCAAACAAUUCGGAUGCGUUACCAGACUCCCCGACUUGUGUAUAUUCUUAAACACUUUGAACAAUGUGCUAAUUCAACACACGGCUAUCAGGGAUUCAGCCAAAAUGUUGAUUACUACAAUCGGUAUUGUCGAUUCGAAUUGCAACCCCAAUUUGCUGACUUACCCUGUACCGGGAAACGAUGACUCCCCGACGUCCGUCGAGCUCUACUGCAAAUUAUUCAAAGCCGCCAUUUUGAGGGGAAAGGAGAAAAGGAAAGAACACAUUGAACAAAACGUUUAUUAA
Molecule: messenger RNA, 741 nt
Organism: Phyllotreta striolata
Lineage: Eukaryota; Metazoa; Arthropoda; Insecta; Coleoptera; Chrysomelidae
Source: the annotation of a GenBank genome assembly